Pristis pectinata (smalltooth sawfish) is the source of this 1237-nucleotide messenger RNA. RefSeq names its product MRT4 homolog, ribosome maturation factor (gene mrto4). Gene Ontology annotation, biological process: rRNA processing; ribosomal large subunit assembly; ribosomal large subunit biogenesis. The record is from RefSeq and is a predicted model, not a curated record. Lineage: Eukaryota; Metazoa; Chordata; Chondrichthyes; Rhinopristiformes; Pristidae. The transcript is spliced from 8 exons. Gene Ontology annotation, molecular function: RNA binding. Bases 395 to 1099 code for a protein of 234 amino acids. Gene Ontology annotation, cellular component: nucleolus; preribosome, large subunit precursor.
CUCCAGUAUCCCAGAGAGCAAAGGGAAUCCGGCCGGGAUCUCAACGUGCGUUGAGCCGACGCUUUGCCCGGACGACAAGAUCUGCAGCUCCCGACGGAGAAAUAACAUGUUAAUGUAUUUAGAUCAACACCUCUCAACGCCUAACUUUUAACGAUUUUAGUGCUGGCGUCUUAAAUAUCCGGGCGGAUCAAAGGCGGCGCGGUGAGGGGUGCGGAGUCAGCGGCGGCGUGAGCGGCCCCGUCGGUCGGUCCGUCGGCGGUCGGUCGGUGAACCGGAGUCAGUGACAGCACAGCGGGAGCAACCACCGGCUCCAGCCCGGGCCAACACACCCGCCGAGGCAGCGAGAACCCCGGUCCGUGCACCCGGCCGCUGAAGCAGGAGCGGCGCCGCCACCAUGCCGCGAUCCCGGCGCGACAAGCGGGUUUCUUUGACUAAAACAACGAAGAAAGGAUUACAGAUCAAACAAAGCUUAAUCGAAGAGUUGCGAAAAUGUGUGGACACCUACACAAAUCUCUUUGUCUUUUCCGUCAAGAACAUGAGAAAUAACAAACUGAAGGAUAUGCGGUGUGCCUGGAAACACAGCCGGUUCUUCUUCGGUAAAAAUAAAGUGAUGAUGCUGGCCCUGGGAAAAGGACCCGCAGAUGAAUACAAGGAUGGUUUGCACAAGAUCAGCAAACAUCUGCAGGGUGAAGUUGGUCUCCUAUUCACUAACCGCACAAAGGCCGAAGUGAUUGAGUGGUUUGAUCAGUACACAGAGUCUGAUUUUGCACGGUCCGGGAACAAAGCUACAAUGGCCGUUACGCUUGAUGCUGGGCCUUUGCCACAGUUCACACACUCCAUGGAGCCACAACUGCGGCAACUUGGCUUACCAACCACGCUAAAGAAAGGUGUCGUGACAUUGUUGAGUGAUUAUGACGUAUGUAAAGAGGGUGCCCCUCUGACACCUGAACAGGCGCGCCUUCUGAAACUACUUGGGAUUGAGAUGGCCACAUUCAAAGUGACAAUGAACUGUCUGUGGAACUCUGAAACUGGUGAAUUUGAACAACUGGGAGCAACUGAUGAUGGAAAAAGCAAAGAUGUGGCAGCAAUGGAUGAGUAGCAAGGAGUUCAAGGGCUUUGUCCAAUGCUUGACAUUAGUUAAACUGACUGAACAGUGCUAUGAACGAGAGAUGAAUUGUUACAUUUACAGAAACCAACUUCAGUGCACCUUUUUAAUAAAAGUGUGAAGUAUAAUGGA